Patella vulgata (common limpet) is the source of this 924-nucleotide messenger RNA. Its product is annotated as dopamine D2-like receptor. The coding region runs from base 1 to 924 and encodes 307 amino acids. The transcript is spliced from 3 exons. Lineage: Eukaryota; Metazoa; Mollusca; Gastropoda; Patellidae. Gene Ontology annotation, biological process: adenylate cyclase-activating adrenergic receptor signaling pathway. Gene Ontology annotation, cellular component: membrane. Gene Ontology annotation, molecular function: octopamine receptor activity. The record is from RefSeq and is a predicted model, not a curated record.
AUGGAAAACACAACUUUAAUUAGCGCUAAUUCUUCAAUUAUCACAAAUAUGAGCAGUAACGAACAUUCGGGCAACACAUCGACUUCCUGGCAAAAGAUUUUAUUGGGAACAAUUUUAUAUAUUGUAGUAUUUAUUACAAUUGCUGGAAAUGCUUUAGUGCUUAUUGCUGUUUACAAAGUGAAAAAAUUACAAACAGUGUUUAAUUUCUACAUAGUUAACUUAGCCGUAACAGAUAUCGGCGUUGCAUCAACUGCUAUGAGUUUCUAUACGAUUGACAAUAUUUUAGGAUAUUGGCCAUUUGGUGAGUUUAUGUGUGGAUUGUGGAUAUUUUGUGACUAUGGUAUGACCUUUGCUUCGGUUUUUACUUUGUUGGUCAUCUCUGUUGACCGUUUUUGGUCAGUUUCCUGGAGUGUUCAUUAUCGCGCUAACCACAACAAACGAAAAUCUGUAAUAGCCAUAAUUUCCGUUUGGGCUGUCAUGGUGGCUUUAUGGUUACCAGCUUGUAUAGUGGAUCGAGUUAAAAAUGCUGCAGAUAAGGUGUGCAUUUGGGAACCAUCAUUAAAUCCAGAAUAUGUUUUUGUUAUAGCCCUGAUUGGUCAUCAUGGCGCAUGUUUUGUUUUAUUGUUCUGCUAUCUGCAAGUGUUCUUCUUCAUGAGGAAAAGGGCCAAAAUUGGGCCCAUUGGCAAACGUGAAAGGAAAGUGUUUGUGACUCUGUCUUAUAUUUUGUUUGGUUACGUCAUUUGUUGGGUUCCUUUUCAUAUUGUUUUUGAUGUUAGCGCCAUCAAACCAGAUGCUGUUCCGCAAGUUGUUUUUACUAUAACUUUCUGGAUGACAUAUUUAAACUCGGCCAUUAAUCCAUUUCUAUACAAUUUCAGCAGCCCCGAAUUCAAAAGUGCAUUUAGAAAAAUUAUGUUCAGGAAAUAA